Messenger RNA from Eucalyptus grandis, 3002 nucleotides. RefSeq names its product L-type lectin-domain containing receptor kinase VIII.1. Gene Ontology annotation, molecular function: protein kinase activity; ATP binding; carbohydrate binding. Gene Ontology annotation, biological process: protein phosphorylation. The record is from RefSeq and is a predicted model, not a curated record. NCBI's taxonomy places the organism in Eukaryota, Viridiplantae, Streptophyta, Magnoliopsida, Myrtales, Myrtaceae. Gene Ontology annotation, cellular component: plasma membrane. The coding region runs from base 167 to 2329 and encodes 720 amino acids. The transcript has a single exon.
CCCAAGUUGUUCUGUUCUUCUAGCUCAAAGGCAAGGAAUCAUCCCACCUCUCUCUCUCUCUCUCUCUCUAACUCUCUCUCUCUUCCCGUGACCGAUUUCGACCGUCUUCUUCGCGUUUCAAUCUCGCCGGCUCCUCUCCAAUGGCGGGUCACUGAAGCUUUGGAAAAUGCGGGAUCGAAGAAGAGGGUGCUUCUCGCGCGUCGCCCUCGCUCUGUUCGCGCUCUGUUUUCUCGACGCCGCCGCCGUCGUGAGGAAGAGGACCCUUUUCGCCGCCGCCGCCGCCGCCGCCGGCGGCACAGCGUUCGACUUCGGGACGCUGACGCUGAGCAGCCUCAAGCUCCUGGGCGACGCGCACCUCCUGAACGGCAGCGUGCGGCUCACUCGCGACCUCGCCGUCCCCAACUCCGGCGCCGGUAGGGCCCUCUUCUCUCAGCCCGUCCGCUUCCGGCAGCCCGGGGCCGGCGCCACCGCGAGCUUCUCCACCUUCUUCUCCUUCUCCGUCACCAACCUCAACCCGUCCUCCAUCGGCGGCGGCCUCGCCUUCCUCAUCUCCCCCGAUGCCGACUUCCUCGGCGGGGCCGGCGGGUUCCUCGGCCUCCUCGACGGCGCGUCCGCCCCCGCCUCCUUCGUGGCGGUGGAGUUCGACACGCUCAUGGACGUCGAGUUCAGGGACAUCAACGGCAACCACGUGGGCCUGGAUCUGAACACCAUGGUGUCGUCGCAGGUCGGCGACUUGGGCGCGAUCGACGUCGAUCUCAAGAGCGGCGACUUGAUCAACGCUUGGGUCGUCUUCGACGGGUCGAGCGGAUUCCUCAACGUGUCGGUCUCGUACUCGAAUCUGAAGCCGAAGGACCCGAUUCUGUCCAUGAAUCUCGAUCUCGCGCAGUACGUGAACGAAUUCAUGUACGUCGGCUUCUCCGGGUCGACGCAGGGGAGCACCGAGAUCCACAGCAUUGAGUGGUGGAGCUUCAGCUCCUCCUUCGAUUCGCCCUCGCAGCCGCCUCCGCCGGCGCCCACUGCUACUCUGAUGAACCCGACGGCGAGUUCCAGUACGUCGCCGCCGCCCUCGGCGGCCCCUUCGGGGUCCAAUGCUCCGCGGAAGGACAGCAACAAGGCGCCGUCUUCGUCCUGCCACAACCAGCUCUGCAAGCAAGGCCCCGGGGCCGUCGCCGGCGUGGUCACCGCCGGCGCCUUCUUCCUGGCUCUUUUCGCGGGGGCUCUCAUAUGGGUGUACUCCAAGAAAGUCAAGCAGCACAAGUCGGAGUCCCUCGCCGCGGACAUCAUCAAGAUGCCGAAGGAGUUCAGCUACCGGGAGCUGAAAUCCGCCACGAAGUGCUUCAACGCCAACCGGAUCAUCGGCCACGGCGCGUUCGGGACCGUCUACAAGGGCGUGCUGCCGGGGAACGGCGACAUUGUCGCGGUGAAGAGAUGUAGCCACAACACGCAGGGGAAGAACGAGUUCUUCUCCGAGCUAUCGAUCAUCGGCACGCUCCGGCACCGGAAUCUGGUCCGCCUCCAGGGUUGGUGCCACGAGAAGGGUGAAAUUCUAUUGGUGUACGAUCUAAUGCCGAACGGUAGCUUAGACAAGGCGCUGUUCGAGGCGAGGAUGCCCUUGCCGUGGGCGCACCGGCGGAAGAUCUUACUAGGAGUGGCCUCGGCGCUGGCCUACUUGCAUCAAGAGUGCGAAAAUCAAGUGAUCCAUAGAGAUGUCAAGACCAGCAACAUAAUGUUGGAUGAAGCGUUCAAUGCCAAGUUAGGGGAUUUCGGACUAGCCAGGCAAGUCGAGCACAACAAGUCACCGGAUGCCACGGUGGCGGCCGGGACGAUGGGCUACUUGGCGCCGGAGUAUCUCUUGACCGGGAGAGCUAGUGAGAAGACCGAUGUGUUCAGCUACGGGGCGGUGGUCCUCGAAGUGGCCAGCGGGCGGAGGCCGAUCGAGAAGGACACCAACGGGGCGGGCAAGGCGGCCGGCAAGAACAGCAACUUGGUGGAGUGGGUUUGGAGCUUGCACAGGGAAGGGAAGCUACUGACGGCGGCCGAUCCGAGGCUCAACGGGGAGUUCGACGAGGGCGAGAUGUUGCGGGUGCUGCUGGUCGGGCUGGCCUGCUCGCAACCCGACCCGUCGGUUCGGCCUACGAUGCGGAGCGCGGUCCAGAUGCUGGUGGGCGAGGCCGAGGUGCCCAUCGUCCCGAGAACCCGACCUUCCAUGACCUUCAGCACCUCGGACCUCCUGUUGACCUUGCAAGACAGCGUCUCGGACUGCAACGACAUGGUCGUCAUCUCGACAUCGUCCUCGGACAGCGAUUACCCCGGCAAUGAGAUUGUUUGAUGGAUUGAGUUCGGAACGGCGAUCGAUCGGAUUCCACAUAUUUUUCGACUCGGUACAUAUAACAUUAUAUAUUCGAUUCAUUUGUUCAUGUAGUAGUAGAACAUAUUAAACAUGUAACAUGAGGAUAAUCUAUUUAGGGGUGUCUUGAAAGGUUCGUGUUUUUGCCACUCUUUCUUAGUGAGAGGGAAGUGCUGUAGUCCCAAGUUGGUGCACAUAGAAAUGGGUGGCAGUCAUUUUCUUUUUUUUGUCUUUUGUAUUUUUUUUUUUUUUGUAUUUUUUUUGGGUUUUGGCCAUUUUGUUUUGGGGGUAUUGAAGGAUGACGGGUUUUGUUUAUUGUGGGAGAGGUGGUGGGCUGUUGCUUUCACAAGCGAUGAUGCUACUCCCCAUAAGGUCAAAAGAGGACGAUGAGUAGAGGUCCGGUAAAGUAUAGUGACAAAAGCAGAGAACUCAAUUACUACCUUUCUUUCUUUUUUAGUUUUCUUGGGUUUUCAUAUUGUGGCUGGUAGAGAGGGAAAGGAAACCAAUGAAGUCAAAUGAAUGGACAAAUUUUCCUCUAUCAUGCUGCUAAUUUAUAAUUAUCCUUUAGUUUAUACCUCUUGGAUGUGGUUUUAUCUCAUGGAUGAGUUGUCAUGUUGUGGCAAUUGCCCAUUAAAUAAACGUCAUUUUCGAUCGA